Messenger RNA from Morchella sextelata, 342 nucleotides. RefSeq lists its product as uncharacterized. Lineage: Eukaryota; Fungi; Ascomycota; Pezizomycetes; Pezizales; Morchellaceae. The record is from RefSeq and is a predicted model, not a curated record. The transcript has a single exon. Bases 1 to 342 code for a protein of 113 amino acids.
AUGCUUUGUUCCCCCGUGGACCACCCGAAUAACGAAACUCUUACCUCCCUACUCCCCCCCAAAGAAGCCAACGUUAAAGGAACAGGCUUUAACAGAAUAGCUUCACUCCUACUCCCCUUCCAGAUACCAGGAGACAAGCGGGAGCAAUGGAUACAGAAUGAUAUGCUUCGAAAACGAUUAUUAGACGAAUGGAAUACUCAACCUAUUACCAAUUACCACCAUACAGAGGACUUUAAACCCCACAACAAACUCGCUAAACUUCCCCGCUCCAAAGCAAGACAGCUGUACCGCAUCCGCUGCCAGACGCCCAGACUGGACAAACACGCUGCUUUUAAUGUUUGA